Molecule: messenger RNA, 2101 nt
Organism: Copidosoma floridanum
Lineage: Eukaryota; Metazoa; Arthropoda; Insecta; Hymenoptera; Encyrtidae
Product: organic cation transporter protein
Biological process (GO): transmembrane transport
Cellular component (GO): membrane
Molecular function (GO): transmembrane transporter activity
Source: RefSeq, a predicted model, not a curated record
UUUUGUUCAUCCGUAGAUAUAUCACGCGGGUAUUUUCAUUCAUGUCCGAGUGAUAAAGUUUUCUACGUGCCAUAUACACAACACAUUGCUCUGCGGUGUGUUUACUACAAGUAUUCUCUCCGUGGGUUUGUCGGAAACAAUAUUAUUAACGUGCGGAGCCUUCAAACUGACGGGUUUGGGAGCAACGGUACAGCGUCAUCAUCGGUUCAACGACACCUUGUCUGUGUGAUACGCGUAUAUAAAAAGUACGAUUUGUUUUUGGCCCCCGAAGACUGACGUAAUACAUACGUAAUAACGGUAAAAAAGUAUAUAUCACCAAAAAUAUAACCAUAACACACAAGGAACAAGAUGCAGAGCAUCGAGACGUUCGGCAAGUACCAGUUGACGAUCUACGCGCUGAUAACGCUGCCGCUCAUACUGUCGGCGGGAUUUACGCUCGAUUAUGUUUUCACCGCCGGCGAAGUCAAGUACAGGUGUCUAGUUCCGGAAUGCGAGGAUCCAAAGACGGCGACGAUCGGGGGCAAGUCGUGGCUGAACAACUCGCUGGCCCCGGAGAAUUGCAUGCGCUACCCGGCCCGUGUACCAGCGGUGACGAGCGAUUGCUCGGAUCCGGGCUUCUUCGACAGAAACAGGACGAUACCUUGCGACGCUUGGGUCUACGAUCCCAACGAGGUCACCAUACACAACGAGUGGGGUAUAACGUGCGACGUGAAUCGGUGGAAGCUCACCCUGGUCGGUACCCUUAACAACCUGGGCCAGCUGUUUGGCCUGACUUUUGCCUCGACCUUCUCGGACAAGUACGGCCGGAGAACGGUGCUCUCGACGAUAACCGGCCUUGCCGGUCUCAGCGGCCUCAUCCACUCGUUCUCCGUCAACUACUGGAUGUUCAUCACCUUCGAGUUCAUCGACUCGUGCUUCACCGCCGGCAUUUACAGCGCUACCUUCAUCUACGCUAUGGAAAUGACGGGGGUCAAACAGAGGAUCUGGGGCAGCACGUUGCUCGCGUGCAUCUACGCGGUCGGCAACAUGUGGCUCGGUUUGAUCGCCAUGUGGGUCGGAAAUUGGAGAGUCAUCAUGAGGAUCAUCUACGGGCCCGGUUUGCUCGCGAUUUUCCUCAUGUUCGUACUACCCGAGUCCGUGAGAUGGCUGUUGGCCAACGACAAGCGCGACAUGGCCGAAAAGGUGUACCGGAAAAUGGCCUCGGUCAACAAGCUCGACAUCACCGAGGAAGCCUUCCUGGAGCUCAAGAGCACAAACACCAAGGAAGCGGAGAGCAAAAAGUCCGGCAAUGAGGAGGAGGAGGGCGACACGAUGGCCAAGGGGGACGAGCCGCGUAUCGCCCAGAUCCGGCGCAGUCCCAAGAUACUCCUUAGGCUGUUGAUCUGCUCGUUUUGCUGGCUGACCAACACGUUCGUCUACUACGGGCUGUCUCUCAACUCGACCGAGUUCGCCGGCAACAAGUACACCAACUUCAUCCUCGUCAGCGCGAUCGAGAUACCGAGCAACAUCGUCGUCGUGCCCCUGCUCAACCGGGCCGGACGCAAGCCCACCCUGUGCGGCUCCUUCAUCCUCAGCGGGCUCUUUUGUCUGGCCAUUCAGUUCGUCCCGAAGCACACUUACGGUAUUUGGCCCACGAUAGCUCUCGUAAUGUACGUGUGUGGCAAGGGCUGUAUAUCCAUAUCCUUUUCGACCUCGUACGUCUACACGACCGAGCUCUUCCCGACGACGCUUCGUCACUCGUUGCUCGGUAUCUGCAGCAUGACCGGGCGCAUCGGCUCGAUCCUUGCGCCCCAGACGCCCCUACUGGCCAAGUACAUAUUCGAGGGUCUGCCGCUGGUGUUGUUCGGCAGUAUGGGCCUGACGGCGGGUCUGAUGUCGCUGAGUUUCCCCGAGACGCUGGGCAUGAAGCUGCCGGAUACGAUCGAGGAGGCCGAGCGGAUUGGCCAGAGGAAGCCCGAAAAAUCGGCGAGCAACGGUGUCGUUGGAUCGGCCGCCUAGAUCAUCCGUCGUUGCUCGUGUGUUUCCAAAAUCCGAUGCAAUUAAUAUAUAAUGUACGUAUAUACAAACAGUAUACGUAUGAUGUUGCAAAAAAAAAAAAAAA